Messenger RNA from Penicilliopsis zonata CBS 506.65, 3816 nucleotides. RefSeq lists its product as hypothetical. The record is from RefSeq and is a predicted model, not a curated record. Gene Ontology annotation, cellular component: plasma membrane; trans-Golgi network; endosome. The transcript has 2 exons. Gene Ontology annotation, biological process: phospholipid translocation; endocytosis; retrograde vesicle-mediated transport, Golgi to endoplasmic reticulum. The coding region runs from base 1 to 3816 and encodes 1271 amino acids. Gene Ontology annotation, molecular function: ATP binding; ATP hydrolysis activity; magnesium ion binding. NCBI's taxonomy places the organism in Eukaryota, Fungi, Ascomycota, Eurotiomycetes, Eurotiales, Aspergillaceae.
AUGCCUUCCUCCAGCGACUACCUGCAUCCGACGGACAUAGUCCACACCCCUCUUGAUUCAGAUGAGGACGAAGACUUGGAUUUGGAGGAGCUCGACCCGCAGUCCGUGGCCUCUCACCGACCAGGUCGUUCAUCUAGAGAUGAUAUACCUCGAAAGAAGGGAUAUGGGCCGGGAAUUGCGCUGCGGAACCUGCGCGCGGGAGUCGGAAACCGUGUUUGGGGACGAAGUGCCUCUGCAGGGCGCCGCGCCGGAUCGCAGGAGGAUCUGAAUGCUUUACUUGGAGAUACCGAAGAGGAGCGCCUGCGAACAUCUCAGACAAGCUCGGGUGCUUUCACCGACGACGAUGCGCCGUUGUUGCAGGGUCGACGCCGCAGUUCGCCCCGCGUGUCUGAGGAACCGUCGGCAGGGAAUAGGAAGGGAUCUCGACUCCGUCUACCGGUUUUCAACCCGAGCAGUCUCUUUUCAGGCAGUGGGAGACAAUACGACGAUGAUGACGCAUCUAAUCGGCCGCCUCGCGAAGUGCUGGUCGGUCAACUACAACAAGCCAGAUACCCUCCGAAUGUGGUCUCAAACGCCAAAUACACGCCUUGGAGCUUCCUCCCCCGGACGCUAUAUAACGAAUUCUCCUUCUUUUUCAACAUAUAUUUUCUUCUGGUCGCGCUUUCGCAGAUCAUCCCCAUCCUUAGAAUCGGCUACAUGUCCUCGUAUAUUGCGCCCCUGGCAUUCGUGGUUUCGAUAUCAUUGGCCAAGGAGGCCUUGGACGACAUCGCCCGCCGGCGGCGAGACAGGGAGGCAAAUUCUGAGGAGUUCACCGUCCUCUCCUUUCGUCCAGCUGACAUCUCCAACCCAGCUGGCCUUCCGUUCGAAGUGACAAAGAAAUCACGGGACUUGAAGGUCGGUGACGUGUUGAAGGUCCGCAAGAACCAACGUCUCCCUGCGGAUGUGGUCAUUUUGCAGAGCAUCUCUGGAGACUCUAGUAGCCACAGUCGACAGAGUUCCACGGGGCAACAGCCAGCGUUGGAAUCCGCAAACCUUAUUGAUCCCACCAACGAAGAGAGUUCAUCAGCUCCAGUCGGCGGUGGUUCUGGAGCAGACUUCUCUUCUGCUGGCGACACGUUCAUCCGUACCGACCAGCUUGAUGGAGAGACGGAUUGGAAGUUACGCCUCCCAUCGGUUCUCUCACAAAGUCUGUCGACCAAAGACUUUACGCGACUGAAGGUCACGGCCAGUGCCCCGGAUAGGAGAGUGAAUGAGUUCCUCGGGACUAUCCAACUGCAACCAGCCUCUCGAGCUUUCUACGACCCCCAUGUCGACAAGUCGUCAAGUCCAGUCUCGCCCAUAGCCCCAGAGGCCGAGGACUCGCAGUCCAACUCGGCUCCGCUCUCGAUUGAUAAUACAGCAUGGGCCAAUACAGUUCUCGCCUCUAACACCACUACAUAUGCGGUGAUCAUUUACACCGGCUCCCAAACCAGGGCGGCAUUGUCCACCUCGGCGUCUAGGUCCAAAGUCGGCUUAUUGGAAUACGAAAUCAACAACCUUACAAAGAUCUUAUGCGCCCUGACCCUUGCUCUCUCCAUUAUAUUGGUAGCGCUGGAGGGAUUCCAACCCACAAACGACAAGGAGUGGUAUGUCGCCAUCAUGAUCUAUCUUAUUCUAUUUUCAACCAUCAUUCCCAUGAGUCUGAGAGUAAAUCUGGACAUGGCCAAGUCGGUUUACGGGCGAUUCAUUGAACGGGACAAGGACAUACCCGACACGGUGGUGAGAACUAGUACGAUCCCAGAAGACUUGGGAAGGAUUGAAUACCUUCUCUCGGACAAGACGGGUACCCUGACUCAAAACGAAAUGGAACUGAAAAAGAUCCACGUCGGCACGGUUUCCUAUGCUAAUGAAGCGAUGGACGAGGUGGCGUCGUACGUGCGACAAGGCUUUGCCGGCAACGCCUUGACCACACCGUCGACGGUCUUUGGCACCCAGGCCGGUCUUGGGACGGCCCCUCGGACGCGGAGAGAGAUCGGUUCACGAGUCAGGGAUAUCAUCCUCGCUCUUGCAUUGUGCCACAACGUUACCCCGACCAUCGACGAAAACGAAGACGGCGAGAAGGUGACCAGUUACCAGGCCUCGUCGCCCGACGAGAUCGCCAUCGUUCGCUACACCGAAGACGUCGGCCUCAAACUCGCUUAUCGGGACCGUCAGAAAAUCGUGCUCGAAUCCACACACUCGAAAAACGUGGUGGUGCGCGUUCACAUCCUCGAAGUGUUCCCCUUCACCUCCGAUAGCAAGCGUAUGGGCAUCAUCGUACGGUUUGAGCAGGAUCCCAGCUCCCCCGCGUCGCCUUCCAAGGAUGACAAUGAGAUCUGGUUCUACCAAAAGGGGGCCGAUACGGUGAUGUCAUCUAUCGUCGCGGCCAAUGAUUGGCUUGACGAAGAGACGGCCAACAUGGCUCGCGAAGGCCUGCGGACGCUGGUCAUCGGACGCAAACGCCUCUCCGAGCAGCAAUACCAAGAUUUCUCGCUCAAGUACAAGCAAGCGUCGCUUGCACUGCAGGCCAGAGACGUGGGGAUGGCCAAGGUGAUCAGCGAACACCUGGAACACGACCUGGAGCUGCUCGGGGUGACAGGGGUGGAAGACCGGCUGCAGAAAGACGUCAAGCCGUCGCUCGAGCUGCUGCGCAACGCCGGGGUGAAGAUCUGGAUGCUGACGGGCGACAAGGUGGAGACGGCCCGGUGUGUAGCGAUCUCGGCCAAGCUGGUGGCGCGCGGGCAGUACAUCCACACGGUGGCCAAGGUGAAGGACAAGGCGAGCGCGCAGGAAGCGCUGGACUUCAUCCGCAACAAGCCAGACUGCUGCCUGCUGAUUGACGGGGAGUCACUGGGCCUGAUGCUCAGCCAGUUCCGCACGACCUUCAUCUCGCUGGCGGUGGUGUUGCCCGCGGUGGUGGCGUGCCGGUGCUCACCGACGCAGAAAGCCGAAGUCGCCGAGCUGAUCCGGCACCACACGAAGAAACGGGUGUGCUGCAUCGGCGACGGGGGCAACGACGUGUCGAUGAUCCAGGCGGCGGACGUGGGGAUCGGGAUCGUGGGCAAGGAAGGGCGCCAGGCGUCGCUGGCGGCGGACUUUAGCAUCACGCAGUUCCACCACCUGACCAAACUGCUGGUAUGGCACGGGCGCAACUCGUACAAGCGGUCGGCCAAACUGGCGCAGUUCAUCAUGCACCGCGGACUGAUCAUCUCCGCGUGCCAGACGAUGUACAGCAUCGCAAGCCAUUUCGACCCCAAGGGUCUCUUCAUCAACUGGCUGAUGGUCGGCUAUGCGACCGUGUACACCAACGCGCCCGUCUUCUCGCUCGUGCUCGACCGCGACGUCGACGAGCAGCUCGCAAACCUCUACCCGGAGCUGUACAAGGAGCUCAAGGCCGGCCGCAGCCUCAGCUACCGCUCCUUCUUCGGCUGGGUGUUUGUCUCCGUGUACCAGGGCGCCGUGAUCCAGGGCCUGUCACAGCUCCUGCUCGACUCCAUCACCGGCCCGCGCCUCAUCGCCCUCUCCUUCUCCGCCCUCGUCAUCAACGAGCUCGUCAUGGUCGCCAUCGCCAUCACUACCUGGCACCCCGUCAUGAUCCUUUGUCUGCUCGGCACCGCCUUGGGCUACGCCGCCAGCGUCCCCUUCUUGGCCGACUACUUCGAUCUGCAGUACGUCAUCACCCUCGACUUCCUCUGGCGUCUUGUCGCCGUCUGCGCUGUCAGCCUCGUCCCCGUCUGGCUGGGCAAACUCAUCAAGCGGUCGUGGAGUCCUCCCUCUUACAGGAAGGUGAGGGGGUAA